Messenger RNA from Phymastichus coffea, 1659 nucleotides. RefSeq names its product chitinase-3-like protein 1. Gene Ontology annotation, cellular component: extracellular region. Lineage: Eukaryota; Metazoa; Arthropoda; Insecta; Hymenoptera; Eulophidae. Gene Ontology annotation, biological process: carbohydrate metabolic process; chitin catabolic process. Gene Ontology annotation, molecular function: chitin binding; chitinase activity. The transcript is spliced from 5 exons. The coding region runs from base 1 to 1611 and encodes 536 amino acids. The record is from RefSeq and is a predicted model, not a curated record.
AUGACCUGCCUUUCUGACAUGUUGAUUGCAAUAACGUACACCAGUGUAUACACCGCAAAAACUAUGUUAUCAGCACAAACUUUACCGCCACUACGUAUUCUGUCUAGCUUGGGUCUGCCACUGGUCUGCCAAUGGUGCGAUCGUUCGAAGGUGGGAGAAGAGCUUCCGUCUUGUUUUUUUGCUACUUCGUUCGGCGUCAUGCGAGCGAUCUCGGUGGUGUUUGCUGGCCUUUUGGCCAUGGCUGUGGCUAGUAGCGAGAAAAAAGUCGUAUGCUACUUUAGCAGUUGGGCAGUUUACCGUCCAAAUAAUGGCAAAUUCGACAUCUCACACAUCGAUCCAUCUCUGUGUACACACAUGAUCUACGCGUUCGUUGGCAUUACCGAAGACGGCGAUGUGAAGGUGCUUGACGCCGGGCAAGACUUGCCUGAUAAUUACGGCAAGGACGGCUUUAGUCGCUUCAACAAAUUACGCGAAAUCAGUCCCCAGACUAAAACCAUGAUCGCCAUCGGUGGUUGGAACGAGGAAUCGGUCAGAUAUUCCCAGGUUGUCGGCAACCCGACCAUCCGCAAACGCUUCGUUGAGAACAUGGUCAUGUUCGUCAAGAAGUACGGUUUCGAUGGACUCGACAUCGACUGGGAAUACCCUAACCAACGUGGGGGAGUUCUAGCCGACAAAGACAACUAUGUGGCUCUAUUGCGAGAACUCAGAGAGAAAUUCGACCAGGAGGAUCUCAUUCUGUCAGCUGCCGUUGCAGCCGCUGAGGUGUCCGCCAGCCAAUCUUACAUCAUCAGCGAAAUGUCCAAGUACCUGCACUUCAUCAAUUUGAUGACCUACGACAUGCACGGAAUCUGGGAAAAAAAGACUGGAAUCAACGCACCACUGUACGCUGGUUCUUGGGAGAAAACCGACGCUGAAAGGUGUCUUAACGUUAAUGCAUCGGUACACUACUGGCUGGAGAAUGGUGCUCCAGCUGAAAAACUGGUCCUUGGUGUGCCAUUUUACGGCCGUGGUUUCACCCUGGCCAACUCGCAAAUGAACGGAAUUGGCGCUCCAGCUAACCAACCGUCCAUGGCCGGUCCCUACACUCGUGAAUCUGGCGUACUUGGUUACAAUGAAAUCUGUGAGAAGUUUAUCAACGAGAAUUGGCAUAUUGAAUUCCAGGAGGAGCAAUACGUACCUUAUGCCGUAAGCGGCAACCAGUGGGUUGGAUAUGACGAUCAUCGCUCGUUGACUAAAAAGGCUGAAUUCGCCAAGAACUUGGGUCUCGGUGGUAUGAUGGUUUGGGGUGUUGAGACUGAUGAUUUUAAAGGUGUCUGUGGUGAUAAGUACCCACUCUUGAAAACAAUCAACUACGUUCUUCGUGAUGGUCAACCACCUCUGCCAACCAACCCGCCAGCCGAAACCACCGCUGAACCAUCAGCCAACCAACCCAAACCAACCGAAAUUUGCAAAAGUGAAGGCUACAGUAGGGACCCAAAGCAAUGCAACGUUUUCUAUUACUGUCAACCUGACUACAAUAAGUACAUCGUUCACGAGUUCUCGUGCCCCAAGCCUCUGGUCUUCGAUCUCAGAACCAACACCUGUAACUACUUAAAGUACGUUCAGUGCUGAGCAUGGAUUAUAAAAAACUAGAACAAUUUUAUUAAUUGCUGAUAUAUC